UACCCUGACCUGGCUUGUAACCAGCUCAGUCUACAUAUAAAGAGAAAGUUCCGACUGUUGAGGUGGCUUUCAUCACUCAGAGCAGUCGUUCGUGCGGUUCUGUGCAGGCUGUCUUGAAACUGCUUUCUUAUGGAUUUGAUCUCUGCUUGUGAACGGGCGAUGACUCCUGUAGGUUUGGACUCAGUUGUUGCAGACUUGGUCUCCAUGUCUCCUAAUGCCACUGCUGUAGGAUCGCCGGGCAUCUCGGUGGCAGCCAGAACCCUGAUGGUGCUUACCUGCCUGCUGCUGGCUGCCUGGAGCCACGCAGAAAAGAAAACUAUACCAGGUCCUUCUUUUUGUCUGGGUUUGGGGCCACUUCUGUCUUAUGUGAGAUUCAUGUGGACUGGCAUAGGCACAGCCAGCAACUACUACAACAACAAGUAUGGUGACAUUGUCAGGGUGUGGAUCAAUGGAGAGGAGACCCUCAUACUUAGCAGGGCAUCAGCGGUACAUCAUGUACUGAAGAAUGGACAUUACACUUCACGCUUUGGGAGCGAGCAGGGACUUCGCUGCAUCGGCAUGAACGAGAAGGGAAUCAUAUUUAACAACAACGUAACUCAGUGGAAAAACAUACGCACCUACUUCAAUAAAGCCCUGACAGGCCCGGGAUUGCAGCAGACAGUUGAGGUUUGCAGCUCCUCCACCCAGACUCACCUGGAUGACCUGGAAAGUCUGGAUCACGUUGAUGUCCUCAGUUUGCUGCGCUGCACCGUGGUCGAUAUCUCCAACAGACUCUUCCUGGGUGUACCUGUAAAUGAGAAAGAGCUGCUCCUGAAGAUUCAGAAGUAUUUUGACACGUGGCAGACUGUGCUGAUCAAACCAGGCCUUUACUUCAAGUUUGGCUGGAUUCACCAGAGGCACAAGACAGCAGCUCAGGAACUGCAAGAUGCCAUAGAGAGCCUUGUAGAACAGAAGAGGAGAGAUAUGGAGCAGGCAGAUAAACUGGACAACAUCAACUUCGCCGCAGAGCUCAUAUUUGCACAGAACCACGGCGAACUGUCCGUCGAGAACGUGAGGCAGUGUGUGUUGGAGAUGGUGAUCGCAGCACCAGACACUCUGUCCAUCAGCCUCUUCUUCAUGCUGCUGCUCCUCAAACAGAAUCCAGAUGUGGAGCUGCGGCUGCUGCAGGAGAUAGACGAGGUCGUUGGUGAGAGACAGCUGCAAAACGGGGACCUCCACAAGCUGCCGGUAUUGGAGAGCUUCAUCAACGAAUGCUUGCGCUUCCACCCCGUGGUGGACUUCACCAUGCGUCGAGCCCUGUCUGACGACAUCAUAGAUGGCUACAGGGUACCAAAGGGCACAAAUAUCAUCCUGAACACUGGCCACAUGCACCGGACAGAGUUCUUCCUCAAACCCAAUGAGUUCAGUUUGGAAAACUUUGAAAGAAAUGCUCCUCGCCGUUACUUCCAGCCGUUCGGUUCUGGACCUCGUGCCUGCGUUGGUAGGCACAUUGCCAUGGUGAUGAUGAAAUCCAUCCUGGUAACACUGCUCUCCCAAUACUCUGUUUGCCCCCAUGAGGGCUUGACCCUGGACUGCCUCCCACAGACCAACAACCUCUCUCAGCAGCCUGUGGAGCAUCAGCAGGACACUGAAAAUCUCAGCAUGAGAUUCUUACCCAGACAGAGAAGUAGCAGGCAGACACUCUGAAGCCUUCUGUUUUCUCUAUUUGUACAUACACAUUUACACAGAAUAUAUAAAUAAACUGUAUUGUCUCCUUUGCAUCUUUUAUAUAAUCUCAUGACUUUACAAAGCCAACUGUUACAUUUAAUAUGCAUUAAAGUCGUAUGUCUACCUGAACUAUUAUGUAUAAUGUGAGCUGUAUGUUUAGAUGUGCUAAUACUGAUGUAGUAAUUUAUUGUGCCAAUAUUGUGUAUUACUGGCUUCAUUUUGGGAUUUUUUUCUGAGUGUCAUGUCAAUAAAAUGUAUUUUGAUUAUUA
This is a messenger RNA of Scatophagus argus, 1976 nucleotides long. RefSeq names its product aromatase (gene cyp19a1a). NCBI's taxonomy places the organism in Eukaryota, Metazoa, Chordata, Actinopteri, Scatophagidae. Gene Ontology annotation, molecular function: oxidoreductase activity, acting on paired donors, with incorporation or reduction of molecular oxygen; monooxygenase activity; iron ion binding. Bases 130 to 1686 code for a protein of 518 amino acids. The transcript has 9 exons. The record is from RefSeq and is a predicted model, not a curated record.